CAAAAACAGUCCGACAUAAGACGAUAUGUCGGAUGCAGCAGCUGGGAUCGGAGUUUUACUGGAGAACCCUGAUAUAUUUGUGUUCCUACACAGGGAUGAACAGUAAAUCCUACAAUUUAUGCUAAACCUGCAACACUGGACACCAUAUCUUGUUUAACUAAAAAGAUAGCUACAAAAUGGGAGCCUUCGUUUUAUUAUUUGAAUUGAUUGUUUAUGUAAGAGCUUUGCAAGUUUGCAGUCACCAUGAUGGAUAAUAGUGGGUUUGUCUAUAUAAACCAGGGAAUUCUUUGAAAUUAAAACCAUAAGGUUUCCAAAAAUGUUUGGUGCAAACCAGGCUUCAAAGGCCCAAUUUCUGGACAGGGCCAGGCAGGCACGGGAAGAGAGGAAAGGCCUAAAAGAAAGAGAGAAAGCUGCUAUCAAAAUCCAGGCCCUUAUCAGGAGAUUUCUAUGCAGAUGUCGGCUGCAAAAAGAGAUAAGGCAAGAAGUGGACACAUUUCUUGAAGCUACAGAAAGCAGUUCGGUCAAACCCAAUGCACUUUCUAUAUUUAAAAUAUCCCGGAAGCUGCUGAUUGUGUUCCAUAUGCAGCAAGACCGAACAAGGUUUGAGAAACUUUGUCGCUGUAUUCUUAACAGCAUGGAGUGUGAAAAUGAACCCAAGAUGUGUUUUGUAUCUAUUGCUCUCUCUAAGGACCUUACCCUCCUAUGGAUUAAGCAGAUAAAGGACAUCCUCUGGCUCUGCUGUGAGUUCCUCAAGGUGUUAAAGCCUGAUAUCCUGCAGGACUCCAAGCUUAUCACAAUCUACCUCACCAUGUUGAUCAACUUCACCGAUACCUCCACAUGGAAGAUAUUCAGAGGGAAAGGGGAAAGCCUGAGACCUGCAAUGAACCAUAUCUGUUCAAAUAUUAUGGGGCACCUCAACCAGAAGGGAUUUUAUUCUGUGCUGCAGAUCCUGCUAACCAAUGGCCUGGCUAGAACACGCCCCUCCUUAUCUAAAGGCACUCUCACAGCAUUAUUUACUUUGGCAUUGCGUCCUGUGGUGGCGGCGCAGUUUUCUGACAAUCUCCUUCGCUCCUUUCUGAUCCAUAUAAUGUCUGUUCCAGCUCUGAUUUCUCACCUCUGUAAUGUUUCUCCAGAUCGGCUCUCUGUGAUCGAAUCCCACUGCCUAUUCCUCAAAUUCAUUUUGUUCCUAAGUCGGGAGGAGCAGUGCAGAGAUGUAUGUGUGUGUCUAGAAGGAAGCCACACUCUUUGCUUGCUAGGUAACCUUAUCCACCUAGGCAACCUAACGGAAAAGGUCCUAGAGGAAGAGACGGGCCACUUUGUCAGCGUCCUUACCCAAAUGUUGUCUUACUGCCAGAAAUAUGUGUCGCAGAAAAAGUCCAACCUCACUCACUGGCACCCUAUCCUGGGCUGGUUCUCCCAGACAGUGGAUUAUGGUCUCAAUGAGUCCAUGCCCCUACUGACCAAGCAGCUACAACAUCUGUGGGGUGUGCCCAUGAUCCGAAUCCUUUUCCGUGAGGUGCUGAGUAAGAAGUUGGCAGAGAAUCAUGAGGUGUCGGUCACUGCUACACAGAGUUCCUCUCCACAAAACAACUUACCUAUGAAGAAUCUUUUUAAACGAGCAUUCCAGAAAUCUGCCUCUGUCCGGCACAUCCUGAAGCCCAUUGGGGGAAAGCGAGUUGACUCCCAAGAGGUGCAAAAAGUAUGCAACAUCUGUGUGCUGUACCAGACGGCACUGACCACACUGACACAGAUACGGUUGCAGAUCCUCACUGGUCUCACUUAUCUGGAUGACCUCUUACCCAAGUUGUGGGCAUUUAUUUGCGAGCUAGGACCACAGGGAGGACUGAAGCUCUUUCUGGAGUGUCUGAGCAAUGACACAGAAGAAUCACAGCGACUUUUGGCCAUGCUGGUUCUUUUCUGCGACUGUUCCCGGCAUUUAAUUACGAUUCUGGAUGACAUUGAAGUAUAUGAGGAGCAGAUCUCCUUCAAGGUGGAAGAGCUGGUUACAAUCUCCUCUUUCCUUAACUGUUUUGUGUUCAAGAUGCUCUGGGAUGGUCUUGUGGAGAAUUCAAAAGGAGAAACCCUUGAGCUGUUUCAUUCUGUGCAUGGCUGGCUGAUGGUGCUGUAUGAAAGAGAUUGCCGAAGGAGAUUUGCCCCAGAAGACCACUGGCUACGGAAGGAUCUGAAACCAGCACUUCUCUUUCAAGAGCUGGACAAGGAAAGGAAAAGAGCCCAGCUUCUGCUUCAGUACAUUCCCCAUGUAAUCCCACACAAGAAUAGAGUCCUCUUGUUCCGGAAUAUUGUCACCAAGGAGAAGGAGAAGCUAGGCUUAGUGGAGACCAGCACUGCCUCUCCACAUGUUACCCACAUCACUAUACGGAGGUCACGUAUGUUGGAGGAUGGAUAUGACCAGCUGCGGCAGCUUUCCCAGAAUGCUAUGAAAGGGGUCAUACGUGUAAAGUUUGUGAAUGACCUUGGUGUUGAUGAGGCCGGGAUAGACCAAGAUGGUGUAUUUAAGGAGUUCUUAGAAGAAAUUAUAAAGAAAGUGUUUGAUCCAGCUUUAAAUCUUUUCAAGACUACCAGUUCUGGAGAUAGAUUAUAUCCAUCUCCUACAUCUUAUAUUCAUGAGAACUACCUGCAGUUGUUUGAAUUUGUAGGAAAGAUGUUGGGCAAAGCAGUAUAUGAGGGAAUUGUAGUAGAUGUUCCCUUUGCCUCAUUCUUUCUUAGCCAGCUCCUUGGGCACCAUCACAGCAUUUUUUACAGCUCUGUGGAUGAACUGCCUUCAUUGGACUCUGAGUUCUACAAGAAUCUUACCUCCAUCAAGAGAUAUGAUGGCGAUAUUAGUGAUCUGGGCCUAACGCUGUCAUAUGAUGAAGAUGUCAUGGGACAGCUGAUCUGUCAUGAACUGAUCCCAGGAGGAAAGUCUAUUACAGUCAGCAAUGAAAACAAAAUUAGCUACAUUCAUCUCAUGGCUCACUUCCGUAUGCACACGCAAAUUAAAAACCAAACAGCUGCUCUGAUCAGUGGGUUUCGCUCUAUCAUCCGCCCUGAAUGGAUCCAUAUGUUCUCUGCACCUGAGCUUCAGCGGCUUAUAUCAGGAGACAAUGCAGAGAUUGACCUGGAUGACCUCAAGAAGCACACUGUUUAUUAUGGAGGCUUCCAUGGAAGUCACAGAGUUAUUGUCUGGCUGUGGGAUAUCUUGGCCAAUGAUUUCACUUCAGAUGAAAAAGCCAUGUUUUUAAAGUUUAUUACCAGCUGCUCCCGACCUCCUCUCUUAGGAUUUGCCUACCUCAAACCUCCCUUCUCUAUCCGUUGUGUGGAAGUGUCAGAUGAUCAGGAUACAGGGGACACCCUGGGUAGUGUUCUACGAGGUUUCUUCACCAUCAGGAAAAAGGAACCAGGAGGGCGUUUGCCAACAUCCUCCACUUGUUUUAACUUGCUUAAACUUCCAAACUACAGCAAGAAGGGGAUUUUACGUGAGAAACUGCGCUAUUCUAUCAGCAUGAACACUGGUUUUGAGCUGUCUUAGCAAUUGGCUUUUGACCUUCAGUUCACCAUGAAAGGAUUACAAUAUCUAGGAUCAAACCACUUAAUUAUGCAGUUUCCUUGGCACAUGGCAUUUGGAAGCGUGAUUUUCAUCUCCAUUUUUUUUAUCCCUAUAUGAGCCCAUAGGAAAAGUGAGGUGAAAGCAAGAGGUCAUAUAAGAGAAGCACCAGUUCCUGCAGCUUCUUUCACUAUCAUUUUAAAAUCUUCACAAGAAACUUUUGAGUGCUAUCAACGUGCACAAAAAGUGCAUUUCCAUACUAAGAAAUAUACACUCAGCUCAGGGCUUGGGCUUGUUUUUAUGUAAAAUACAAAAAGAAGUUAUACCAGGUAUAUGUAAAUUAAGGUAUGACAGCCAGAUAUAUAGAUUUAUUCUGGAUAUUUAUGAAGGGCCUAUACUUGUGAAAUACAUUUGCUGUCUGCAGAGGA
Molecule: messenger RNA, 3972 nt
Organism: Bombina bombina (fire-bellied toad)
Lineage: Eukaryota; Metazoa; Chordata; Amphibia; Anura; Bombinatoridae
Gene: UBE3B
Product: ubiquitin protein ligase E3B
Exons: 28
Coding region: 317-3529 (1070 amino acids)
Biological process (GO): protein polyubiquitination; ubiquitin-dependent protein catabolic process
Molecular function (GO): ubiquitin protein ligase activity; protein binding
Source: RefSeq, a predicted model, not a curated record